CGUUGGCAGCUCACACACACACAAACACACGCACACCGGACCCAACAACGAGUUGUAAACAUGGAGUUUGACAUUUCAUACGACUUUGAGAACUACACUGACAACAGCUCAGAGGAGUCUGGAGAGUGGAGAGAUCAGGAGGAGCCAUGUGGUGUAGCGUUCAGCAGCGACUUCAACAAAAUCUUCCUCCCAACAGUUUAUGGAAUAAUAUUUGUUUUGGGAAUCAUUGGCAAUGGAUUAGUCGUCGUUGUCAUGGGCUAUCAGAAAAAGGUCAAAACGAUGACGGACAAGUACCGGCUCCAUCUCUCCGUGGCUGACCUCCUGUUCGUGCUCACGCUGCCCUUCUGGGCCGUGGAUGCAGCCAGCUCCUGGUACUUUGGCAGUUUCCUGUGUGUGUCGGUGCACGUGAUCUACACGGUGAACCUGUACAGCAGCGUAUUGAUCCUGGCCUUCAUCAGUCUGGACAGAUACUUGGCAGUUGUGCGGGCCACCAACAGCCAAUCCACGAGGAAGCUGCUUGCAAGCAGAGUGAUCUAUGUGGGUGUGUGGCUGCCUGCAGCCGUCCUCACUGUACCUGACCUUGUGUUUGCCAGGGUGCAAGACACCACGCGCUCUUUUCUCUUCUUCGAUGAAAGCAUGGACACCGGAGACUCCAGGAUCAUCUGCCAGCGCAUCUACCCGCAGCAAAACACUGUCAUAUGGACAGCUGUUUUCCGAUUCCAGCACAUCCUGGUGGGCUUCAUCCUGCCAGGUCUUGUCAUCCUCAUCUGCUACUGCAUCAUCAUCGCCAAGCUAUCGCAAGGCUCCAAGGGCCAGGCUCUGAAGAAGAAGGCUCUGAAGACCACAGUCAUCCUCAUCCUUUGUUUUUUCUCCUGCUGGCUGCCCUACUGUGUUGGCAUCUUUUUGGACACUCUGAUGAUGCUGAACGUAGUCCCCAACUCCUGUCAACUGCAACAAGCGGUGGAGAAGUGGAUUUCUAUCACAGAAGCACUGGCUUAUUUUCACUGCUGCCUGAACCCCAUCCUCUACGCUUUCCUGGGAGUUAAGUUCAAGAAAUCGGCCAAGAGUGCACUGACAGCCAGCAGCAGAUCAAGUCAGAAAAUGUCCCUCAUGCAGAAAAAGCGAGGGGCAAUUUCAUCCGUGUCAACUGAGUCCGAGUCCUCAAGUGUUUUGUCAAGUUAACAAACAUUCAAACUCAGAGUCUGUGACUUGAUACCCUCAGGAGAGAAAAAAACUAAGCUUCAGUUUCAAAGAACUUACUACAUUUUGUACAGAUGUAAAAAGAAAAAAAAGAAGUUUUUAUAAUUUUUGAUUUGUUCUGCAAUUGUGUGUUUUGUUGUGUUUUUAUUGCAACUUGUGUAGCCUUUAUGUCCUUCAUGGCAGAUUGCGUCCUCAGGCAGUGCCUCAUUUCCAUUCAUUCAGCUUUACAAUCAAGAUCCAUUCUCCCUCUUUUUUUAAUCCUUACAAUCUGUGCUGCUGUAUCAAAACUCAGGCAUACAAUGCCCUAUUCUGUUUUCAUGGAUGGUAGCUGCUCUUGGAAAAACCUGUAUAUAGUUUGUAGCAUUUGUGUGUUCGCACUUAAGUUGUGUGAUUAUCUGAAAGCUAUUAUUUAUUGCUGUCAUUCACACUGGAUGUUUUGUAGAAAGAAAGACUGCAUGCUGCUUUUUUAAAGAACAUUUUAUAUUUGUUUUUUAUGUAAAAAAUAAAAAUUUCAGUGCUUC
Centropristis striata (black sea bass) is the source of this 1721-nucleotide messenger RNA. RefSeq names its product chemokine (C-X-C motif), receptor 4b (gene cxcr4b). Gene Ontology annotation, cellular component: membrane. The record is from RefSeq and is a predicted model, not a curated record. Gene Ontology annotation, molecular function: chemokine receptor activity. The transcript has 2 exons. The coding region runs from base 61 to 1182 and encodes 373 amino acids. NCBI's taxonomy places the organism in Eukaryota, Metazoa, Chordata, Actinopteri, Perciformes, Serranidae. Gene Ontology annotation, biological process: immune response; neurogenesis; G protein-coupled receptor signaling pathway.